This is a messenger RNA of Zingiber officinale, 1669 nucleotides long. RefSeq names its product pachytene checkpoint protein 2 homolog. The record is from RefSeq and is a predicted model, not a curated record. Gene Ontology annotation, molecular function: ATP binding; ATP hydrolysis activity. The coding region runs from base 114 to 1505 and encodes 463 amino acids. Gene Ontology annotation, cellular component: chromosome; nucleus. The transcript is spliced from 14 exons. Gene Ontology annotation, biological process: meiotic recombination checkpoint signaling; reciprocal meiotic recombination. Lineage: Eukaryota; Viridiplantae; Streptophyta; Magnoliopsida; Zingiberales; Zingiberaceae.
GGAUUUAGAACGUUGUUUAUAUUUUGAAGGAUUCGAAUUAGGGUUCGUGCAUUCGCCCGCCUUGCUCACUCUGCCUUUUAAUUUUCUCCGGCAACUUCUACCUGGAGGUGAAGAUGAAGCCAAUGAGCUCGCCGAUGGAGGUUUCGCACCACCACCCCCACGAAGAUGCCGAUCGUGGCAUGUCGGAGGCCAUAUCUGGGCAACCCCAGCUCGCCUCUCUGUCGAUCCCCGUCGCAGAUGAGAAGGUCCUUGUGUCGGUCGAGGUCUGCUUGAAACCAUCGAGCACGGCACAGCCCGAUGAUAUACGCACUGCAGUAGAAAGGAUGCUGGAGAAGAGGAGCAUGACGUAUGUGGAUGGACCCAUUCCAGUGCCUACUGAUGAUCUUUUUCUUCUUGAAAAUGUUAAAAGAAUCUUGAUUUGUGAUACAGAUGAAUGGGUGGAGAAUCAUAAGGUCCUACUGUUUUGGCAAGUCAAACCAGUUGUGCAUGUUUAUCAGCUUAGUGAAGAGGGGCCAGGAGAGGAACCAAGCGGAGAUGAUAUGCUUGCUAGCUUCAAUGAGUGGAUUCUACCAGCAAAGGAAUUUGAUGGAUUGUGGCCAAGCUUAAUUUAUGAAACUGGUCUCAAGCAGCGAUUGUUGCGAUAUGCUGCAACUGCACUUUUGUUUACGGAAAGAGGUGUAGAUCCUUGCCUUGUGUCAUGGAAUAGGAUUGUCCUUUUACAUGGGCCUCCAGGAACGGGCAAGACAUCUUUGUGUAAAGCAUUGGCUCAAAAGCUUUCUAUACGUUUCAAGUCAAGGUAUCCCUUGUGCCAGCUGGUAGAAGUCAACGCGCACUCAUUAUUUAGUAAAUGGUUUUCAGAAAGUGGGAAAUUGGUUGCUAAGCUUUUUCAGAAAAUUCAGGAAAUGGUGGAAGAAGAAAAUAACCUUGUGUUCGUCUUGAUUGAUGAAGUUGAAAGUCUUGCAGCUGCUAGACAAGCAGCCUUGUCCGGUUCAGAACCAUCAGACUCCAUACGGGUUGUGAAUGCAUUGCUUACUCAAAUGGAUAGAUUGAAAUCUUGGCCUAAUGUGAUAAUUCUGACUACAUCAAACAUAACAACAGCCAUUGAUAUUGCUUUUGUUGACCGAGCGGAUAUCAAGGCUUAUGUAGGCCCUCCUACACUGGAAGCACGAUAUGAAAUAUUAAGGUCAUGCCUAGAAGAAUUAUUGCGAGCUGGGAUUGUUUCAUAUCCUCCUCAGGUUUGUGUUGGUGCUCUGCUGUUAAGCUAUUCAGCACUGAAAGAGACACUCCAUACAUCUCAGAUGGAUGAAUCUGAUGGGCCCUUUGACCACUCCAGUCUACUUCUUGAUGCUGCAAAAGCAUGUGAGGGAUUAAGUGGAAGAGGUUUGAGAAAGCUGCCUUUCUUGGCUCAUGCAGCUCUUAAGGACCCAUAUAAUUGUGAUUCAAAUAAGUUUUUGCUCAUGUUAAUAGAAACCGCAGUGCGAGAACUUUCUGAAUCGAAAACAUAAUCUCUCAUCUUCAACUUUGUGGAUAGUUGGCAAUGACAGAAUGUCAUUUCAUGUGAUAAUUUUUGCUCAGUGCUGUGCCAUCUUUACAUUACCAGAAUAGGACACUCAAGACAGCUGAACCAUAAAUGUACUGGAAAAAGUUUUAGAUUGAUCUCAAUUGAGUA